UCCAAAUUCUCCAUUGAAGCUCGAAAAUGAUUUAAAGUGUUGUUAUUGAUGCUGGAAUAAGUGGGAGGAUUUUGAUGAAUUGGUCUGACUUUUGCAAUUGAGAAUUGUUUGGUUUUGUACAUCAUAUUUCAAUGGAGGAAGUUGAAAGAAAAAAUUCUGUCCGUAAGUUUGGAAGUCGUAUGUCUCCAUCCGGACUUCACUCUAUGAUUGAAAAUAUGAGUUCUGAACAAAGACAAGCGGUAAAAGAUAUCGGGUUCGGUGUUUUUCUUGAGUUGGGCUUUGGGGCUCUAAACAAUAAGCUAAGUCUUUGGCUUAUUGAGAACUUUGACCCAUAUAGUCGUACAUUAUAUGUACGAGAUGGGAAGAUCACGAUAGAUCGAGAAGAUGUCCAAGUGACUCUUGGCCUUCCUAUGGGUCCUAAGGUUGUGAAGGAAGCAAUGAAGGAUGAUGACAAUGACGAAUUCCGUAUUCUUUUCGAACAAUGGAGGAGUAUAUGGGGUUUGGAGAAAGGAUGCCCUAAAACUACAAAAAUGCCGGAGAGGAUUCUUACUUUGGGGGCCGGAGAUGAUUUCAAGAGAAGUUUUGUUGUUUUUGUUGUUUCCUCGUGUUUGCAUGGGCAGAAGAAUCAAUCUUGCACUUACAAGAUUUUGUUUUCACUCAUGGACACAAGUGAAAUAAGUCGGAUGGAUUGGUGUCAAUAUACAAUUGAUUGUUUAAUCGAUGCAAUCUUGAUUUGGAAGAAAAAUCCAUGUGGUUUUUUCACGGGAUCUCUAUUAUUUCUCACGUUAUUCUACUUGGAUAGGGUGGAAUUUAUAGGAUCACAAAUUGAAAGGAAGGCUCCGAUUAUAUGUUGUUGGAAGGCUAAGGCUAUAGAAGAAAGAUGUAAGGCAGAGAUAAAAGCCGGAAGUUUUGGGUUUGGAAGGAUUUUGCCUCCUAUACGAAUCAAAAGUGAUGCCGACACAAUUAUUAAUGAUCUUGUACCAGUCCAUUCUACAACAAAUGAUCAAGGAGAUUCAUCACAAAAAUCUACAGAGGAUUUGAUUGAUACCCUUUCUGUGUGACAAAGAAUUUAGCUACAACUUUAUUCAAUUUGGGCAAGUUCUCUCCUUGGUUCAAAAACAAUACCCGGGUAGUGAAUGUAUAAAGAAAAUACAAAGCACAGCGGUUGAUAUGUUCACUAAAUUCUCAGAGAAGCAACAAGCUCAACCGGAAGUAGAGCCUUCCGUUUCUAAUCUUAAUGAGAAGUCAAAUUCAGACGAGUAUGAUGCUUUCUUUGAUCAACCUGGAGUUCUGGAAGCAGUUGAUGCUCUUGUGAAUGCUUAUCAAGAGACUUG
Beta vulgaris subsp. vulgaris (sugar beet) is the source of this 1334-nucleotide messenger RNA. RefSeq lists its product as uncharacterized. The record is from RefSeq and is a predicted model, not a curated record. NCBI's taxonomy places the organism in Eukaryota, Viridiplantae, Streptophyta, Magnoliopsida, Caryophyllales, Amaranthaceae. The transcript has 5 exons. Bases 132 to 1061 code for a protein of 309 amino acids.